AUGUCGCUUGCUGGGACGGGCGACUUUGGCGAACACGCUUCUCUGGGCGAGGACCCAGGGAUGUGCACCGAAAAAAGGCUCAGAGACAGCGUUUGGUCCUCCGACAUAGAAAAAAGCUUCAACGAAGCCUUGAAGAUUUAUCCUCCAUGCGGGCGGCGAAAAAUUAUUUUGUCAGACGACGGAAAAAUGUUCGGUAACUAUAUUUGUUUAAAUGCAGCUAACUAUAUCCUAACCAAGACUUUUUAUAUGUUCGUUUUAUUACAUACGCAUGUGCAUAUGUUUUAAAAUAUCAUUUUUGAGAUUUAAUUGCAAGAAAUUUCUUACAGGAAUGCGCGGCAAACAAUUUUACACCUCUAAACUUCCUAAAGUCCUGACUAUUCUCCAUUCGGCUCCAAGUUUAGAUCUUGCUAGGGAAUUGUCAACAUCCCUUUUAACAUUAAACAAUAGUGCUUCGUGCUUCUGAAAGCUACAGCCUUCCAGCCUAUCGCACAGCAAACGGCAACUUUCUCUUGAGUUUUUCUGUGUCCGUGUACGGCGCCGAAAUGGAGACUGGCAAAUGUAAUCACCGACAGUCGGGAACAAUAAAAGAUCUUAUUAGAACCAACGUUGGUUCCAAAUGCACAAUACUACUCAUUUAGAGCUUUCCAGAUAUUAUCUAGGUCUUGGGGCCUAAAUAAAUUGUACCAACAAUGUCAGAUUUCAUAGAUAUUUUGCAGCUUUAUGAUGAGGAGCAUGUAAACUAUAGUGUCGCGGCAGAUAACCCGAACAAUCCUGAUCUGGUGAUGCCAAAUAAACUUCAAUACAAAAUAGCUAGUGCGCUGUAAGCGACAUUUAGAUUCCCGGAAGGAUAUAUUACUCCAGAAGGCUCUAGUUCUUUCACGCGGUUCAAUAUUUUUAAGAACUUUCUUAGGAAACGCGUUGGUCAAUGAGAAUAAACCAGCGAUUUCAGUGUGAAACCUCAGAGCUUAUUAACCACGAAAUUUUGCUGGGGUUCACUUCGUAAAUGAAGCCAAUUCAUCCGCUGUUAAGCCAUCCAAACCUAAUGCCGAAAUAAUUUUUAACAUAGGUCAAUAUUUUUGUUUUUCAUGGCACCACAACGCUGAUACGACAUGCGUUCACGAACGGUAUGACCGCAGCUAUUCGAGUUCAUUAUUUUAUGCCAUUAGCCUGCCGCAAACAAUCUGGUGCAUGCAAUUUUGUAGGAUGAUGAAAAUGAAGUUAAGUGUAGAAUGUCAGUUUGGCACUACCAUACACGCACUACAUACUACUUAGGCGACUUGUUUGGAACGUUUCGCAUAAAUCCAGAAAAGCCAUGACUGUAGAUGACCUUCAAGGUAUCUAGCUGACCAUUAAGCGCAAUACCACUUGUUGAAACCUCUUUUUGUGAUGGUUAAGUCAAGUCACUGCUUAAUAACGUCUUGUAAACGUGUGCUAUCUAGCCUCCGAGGAUCUGCUCGAGGUCGUCCUAGAACACAUGUAUAAAUCAUCCAAAACUGCCUAUUUCACUGAUUUUUUAAUAUGUUCACUAUAGAUUUGACUGAGUUGAAAAUGAUAUCUGUUUUUGACUAAACGCCUAUUAAUGCGUGGUUCCUUCAUAUACCACUUAUUUCCAGUAUUUUUAGGAUGUGACGUUGAAUGUAUCAGGAAAUUUGACAGGCAAAUGUGAGAAGCAGUUUUACUCCUGGCGAAGCGCAAGUACUUGGGAUAGAAAAUAGUUUGGUUGUGUUUAAUUUAAACGGACAGUCCAUUUAGACAGAACGAAAUCAAGAUCACAUUUCGAGCAUUCUCUAGACGUCUGCAUAUCAUAUUUUAACAUGCACAUACAACGAUAUUAGCUGGGAACAAUAAUCGAGUGUCGCUUGUCUUAUUUUCUAUCUGUCCGACCUUUUAAGCAUAAACAUGAUCAUGUAACUUUUAUUACAUUAAAUGUUCUUUUAGAGGUGUUGGGUUAUUUUAAUUUAGAGCGGUUUCAAUAACGGAAAUUAUAACAUAUCAUUUGAUAAAGGCUGUUUUGAUGGGUCUAACCCUUACAAUGACCGUCACCAUAGUAGCGACAGUAUUAUUCUGAGAUGACCGUUCGCCAGAUAAUUUAAGUUUCAGUAAUUCAUCCACUGUUUGGAUUUCCUGAUUAUCCUGCGCAGUGCAUAAAAUUAUUGUUAUUAACAAGUACGUCUGACGUCCUCUAUUGAAGCUAUGAGUGCACCGGUGACGUCAAAGUUCUGAUUUCUCUUUUUUAUAGUGUCCGUUCUAAACAGAUUAGCGGAAGUAGUUGUAUGAGAUUUUAACCAUUGUCAAGCAGACUUCGUCGCUGUUCUUCCGUCGAAAAUUAUAACGUCAAAUGCAGGGUUUUCGUGACCAUUCACUAUCAUUAUCUUCAUACUUUGCGAAGAUACGGGCUAAUUAGGUUUGUAAUCUAGGCUUUCACCAAUACAGUAUAUCACCUAACAAAUAGUUAUUGGUACCACAAUCCCUCUUCUCCAACUUUAGGCACGAUAUUCAUAAAUCUAGACCGACUCUGAUUUUCUGCCUGUGUUAUUGCCCUGUAGGAUCUGGCCAAUCUUCUAAUGUUUUGUGGCUGGGUCGUCUAAGAGAGCCAAAUAUAUCUUACUUAUUGUACAUAUCAGCCCUUAGAUAAACCAGUACGAGGAAGUAACAUUUUUUCCUUCUAUUCUCAGGAAUUUGUCGAACAGGCUGUAAAUGGACACGAAAAUCAAGUACCAGCUGUUCUCGCCUAGUGUUUUAGAAUAUCAACUUAGGCUAACAUAGACUAGAGCUUGUUUGUUUAAUUACCGACCGAGACUAAAUUUUGUCGACGCGAUUCACAAGUUCGUUUCUACUUUCCGCCACGUACAUACAUGAGAAAACCUAUAUUAAGUACCAACCCUUUCUCAAUUUUUGUUUAUUUGUCAUUGCUACGUCACUCUUCAAUACUGCCUCUUUAUUAUAACGGGGGCGAUAUUUUCUUGGCACGUGUUUCUAAUUUUUUACCGAAUAGCUCCGCCCACAGACAAUUUAUUGGCAACAUGACUUCGCCGCAAUAGUUUUUAGGAUUUAGUCCGGAAGAAAUAAAAGAGCCUUGAUUGUUAAGAAUAUGAUCACUGAAUCGGUCGUUUAGACUCCGACAUCUACUGUUCAGUGUAUGCUAAUUGUUGCGCUCAAAACUGUCCACGCUUUAGAUACGCUGAACCAGCGCGAGGACCACAUCAGAUUCUAACAGGUUUUAUCGAAAAUGCCAAAAUUCAGGGCGUGGCGGGCUCACUCCGCACUAUCGCUCCCCACAUUAUUUGUUGUUGAAAAUCCUAGCCAAGUUUUUGAUGUGAAGAAGGGGUGAGGUGUUACGCCUAGUUGCGGUAUUUUGCCGUGUCAGCUAGCAGCGGCCUAGCGCCUUCAGUUUUUAUGAAUUGGUCAUGACAGCGAGCUGAGACCGGGCAGAUCCGGCGCACGUCACUGCCCCUGCACUCACCCUACUGUGGAGCACACAGUGGACAUAGUUGAUUGCGACGGUCGAAAUGUCGUAUGUGUAAAUAGGUAGUGCCUCCCAGUCGAUGACUGAUUACUUAACCUGCAGCAUUUUUAUGGCACUGUGCUUAUGCGCCCACUAAGUAUACAGUUCGUGUGCAUAGCUUCCCACGCAUCCUCGUCUUUUUGACCCAUUGUGGUGCUGUUGUUGUUUAAAGUCCUGGUCAAGUGUUUGUCGUGGACCGGGGGGCGUAAUUGUAUGCCUAGAUGCGGGUCCGGCCGUGCCAGCCACUUGGGCCCUCUCCUGCCUCUGGUCUUCUUGACUGUGCCUUGACACCGGGUCCUCGUGGGGAGUAGCUGGCGCGGUAGAUGCUGUACAAGCCUGCCAUCCCUAUAAACUAAUUCAAGCACAAGUCCCCAUCUCUGCUCUCACCCUGCUGUGGAGCAUACAGCGGACAUCGUCGGCAGCGACGCACAAACUGCCGCGUGUGUAGGCGUGUGUGUGUGUGUGUGCCCCAAAUCGGGCCACGCGUAAGAUGCGCUGGACCAACACGGGAGCUAGACCGGAGUCCGAUAGGCUUUAUUGGGCAUGCGCCCUCAUAACAAACGCAAACAUUCGGGGCGUGGUAGCAGGGCCAAUUACUGGCUCAUGUCGCACCCAUUGGGAUGCAAGCUGCCCUCAAUAUUUAUUGUUGAUGAAAAUCCUAGUCAAGUGUUUGUUGUGGACCAGGAGGUGCGGUUCGACCGUACCAGCCAGCUGCGGCCUCUCGUGCCUCUGAUCUUUUUGACUGUAUCUUGACACUGAGUCCAGGUGAGGAGGUGUAGUUGGUGCGGUAGAUGCUGCGCAAGUCCAUUCUCACGAUAAACUAGUACAUGCGCAAGUCACCAUCCCUGACCUCCCCCUGAUACGUAGACAUCAUCGGGCAUGAAUUUCGAACUGUCGCAUGCAAAUUUAGAAUUGAAAGGAAACAGCGUAGAUGACAAAUCCAAGUGUUCAACUGCGGACUACAGGCAUACAUAGUUUUUUUGCGUUUUUCCAUCUAGAGGUUAGAGGACUCGGAAAAGCAUCGCAUUAUAUGAAGACUUAUAUGGGCUUGCGUGAGUCUAUUGCCUUUCUUCAGCCUCUUAAAUAACGUUGUUCUUAUGUAAUAUUCUCAUUGAAAAUUGGGCAGUACAACGUUUUAAAUUAUUGACAGGGCAAUAGAAGUUUCAUUUAUUAAUAGCCGGACGUCCAUUAGUAGACUCUCACUUGACGACGAAGAUGUAAAGUUGUCUACCGUUGUGAAGGAAUUCCAAUGAGGAAAAGUGUGGCUAACAGAUUAAAGGCGUUACUCAGGAGAUAAUUAUCAGUUUCUGGGUUUUGUAAUAACCCACUGAGUCCAAAGAACUCGACUGCGCCUACUUUUUAGGAAAUAUCUGGCCGACUACAAUGACAAUUUUCAAAGCACGAGAGUCCGGUGUUUAAAGACUUUAUUAGAAAAUAAGAAACGCGCGAAAAAUUGCAGGCCAAAUUCUAACAACGUAGAUUUUAAAUCAUUCUCUUAUCUAUUCAAUUACGAAUAGGUUAUUUUGAUGGACUUUCCUUCGCGCUUAAUUAUAUUCAAAUAUUUAUUAGUUCUGACUGGCAGCUGCUUCAGUUGCCUGCAUGUGCUGCUCGCAAGACUACCUCAUCCUUUUUACGCUCACUGGCAUCAGCAUAUGACAUACGGUAUUGAAGACAGACCCCCAAGACCACACGAACCACGCGACAAUGUGUAGAUGCCAUUGACGUGGUAUCAAGUCAAAAAACUGUAGACAAUGAUGUAUAGACUCUAUCAGCCCUUCCGACCAAAGCAGCUGAUGCAAUUUCCUGGCCUAAAAUGGACAAUUAGACUCACAGUGGCCUAUGUCAGUCUGCUUAACUUUCAACCACUUGUUCACAGAGGGGUCAUAUUUUCUCCUAAAGACCCUUUAACGUUACGCAAGUAACAAACUUGCUCAUCCACUUUGUGCAACAGAACCUCUGACACCAAUGACUAGGAAGGGUGGGAGUGCCUCACCAUCUGUCGCGCUAUUACUCCCGCCCCCAGGGCGAAAUCCAAGCUUCAGAAGCGAAGACCAGAGGCGGUAGAGGACGGAGCGCUCGCAACGCGGAAGCGGCUCUCAGGCCGGCUGCGUGCACGAGGCGGAAGUCGCAGCCGCUCAAUCUGAUUGGAUAAGCUGGGCAUGAUUGGCGCAGGCAUUUUGAUCUAAGCCUACCGCUAAUUCAUGUCCUCAGUUAUCGCCAUCUCAGCAUCACCGCUCGACUCAAUUUGAAGACAUCUCGGUGACAGAAUUAAGACAAAGAGGACUAAGCAGCCCAGAGUUUACCCCGUUAGUGGUCGCCAUCGCCGCCGCCAGGGCUUUUUGUUAAUUUAGGCGAGAGACUGUCGGUCUCGAGUCAGCUCAACUAGAUCAGCACAGCAAAUGAAAACAGGAGUUAGAACCGCUUUUUAAUUCGGCUUCUUGUUAACCCAUCAAACCGAUAAUUUCGCCGAGCAGACUAGAAUGAAAAAUCAGUAAAAUAAGUCUCUUUGCGAGUGACAGGAGGAUAUAUGAAGGUAGCACUUCUUACUGACCUUACCAUUUUUGCCAUGAAUACAGCUUUGAGAUUUCACAUUCCUUGGUCCGAUCAUGGCUGGUUACUUCCAGAAGACAUAAGAAAAUACUGUAUGUUAUCCUUAUUUUCCUUCUCAGCUUGACAUACGAAUGUUAAAGGAUAGGUGACCUCUGGUUCACGGAAGUGAAACACACAGAUCUAUUCUGAUUGGAUGGCGAAGUAGAAAUUGCCGCUUUCCUUUGGGACAUCAUCGGCUGAUGGCGACAUAGAUGCCCGAAAUGAUCAUUCUAGUGUCAUCCUCUUUGCCGAUUAAACUAUCUAGCUCUUUAGUCAUUCGGCUUCUACAAUGUAAGGUUUGGGUUUAAGCAAGUCAGGUGUUAAUUUGCUCGCAUUCUACGUCUUUUUCCGUUUGAUAUGCUGGCUCCCAUUGACAAAUUUCAAACUACGGAAAACCAGAUUUAAUAACAAUAUGUAAGUCGCCGCUCUGUGUGGUGAAUGCAUCGCAAGUCUGCUACCAAUAUUAACUACUUCUGGGCAACUCAACGCGUCUGCACACACCACGCUGUGGGACACUCGGGGGCGUCAUCUUUCGAGAUGGCCAAACUGUCAUAUUGACUCCAAAAGAUCGUUUGCAAAUUACGAGCAAAUUUCAAGCAGUCAACAGUGGAUCUCCAGGCUACAUAUUCAGUGUUUCGACUGAGUCAAUCUGGAUUAAGUGGCUGGUUGAAAAUAAAAACUGAACAACGGAGAUGAAAAAAACGAAAGAGCCUUGCCUCAUGCUAGAGGUAUACUAUUAUGAAUCCCUCAGGACUUCGAUGACGCAUCCCGUGUUUCACGCAAAUAAGGUUUUCAUAAUAGUUUGAACGUCAUGCUCGACGAUGUCCACCGUAUGCUCCACAGCAGGAUGGGAGCAGGGAUAGUGACUUGUGCUUGGAUUAGUUUAUGGGGGUAGCAGACUUUCGCAGCAUCUACCGCAGCAACUACUCCCCACCUGGACUCAUUGUCAAGACACAGUCAAAAAGACCAGAGACAGGAGAGGGCGCAAGUAUCUGGCACGGCCGGACCCGCACCUAGUCACACAACUACGCCUUCUGGUCCACAACAAACGCUUGACCAGGACUUUAACCAACAACAGCACCACAACUGGUCAGAAAGACGAGGGUGAGUGGGCAGCCAUGCACACGACCUGUAUACGUGGCGGGAGCGCAAGCGCAUCUACCGGAAGGGAACCAGGCGCCAUUACACGACCAGCGCACACCAGGUUGCAAGGACCAUGGUUUGGUGACCAUGGCAUAGCAGACGAUUAAAAUACUUGAGGCCCAGAAGGGUGAUACACAGCCCUACAUUGGCUUGGGCCGUCAGCCUUCAAAGACCGGCUAAAUAAUCAGUCUUGGGCUGGGAGGCGCUACCCAUGCACACACACACACUCCUCGCAUGCGUGAGAGGGCCAGGGGUCACGCUCAGAAGAAGCCGUUAUAGCCUGAAUCUCAGCGCACUGAUACGUCACUCCAAACAAGCACACAACUGGGCGGUCUCUGUGGACUGAGUUGGUGCGUAGGCCGGCAACUUUCCAAGCCACGGCGCUUGGCGUACCGUCAUAGUCUGAGACUCGGAUCACACAUGUAGCAGAAGAGCCAUAUGGAGAAGGAUCCGAGAAGCCCACUUCCCAUUUAAAUAAGAGGUGUUAGUUGAGUGUUUGCACUGUCCAGUGGUGGGUAAUGUUGUUGUGUGGUGCAGGCUUUGGUAAGGAGAGAUGUGAUGCUGUGGUGUAGCCGUUUGUCGAAUACCGAAGGUUUUCGUGAAUGCGCAUGUGGUCUAGCAGGUCCAUGCGGUGGCUGAAUGUACAAGAGCAGGGCGUGCAGUUGAGGGGAGUGCCUCUGGUGUAUGUUGAUGCCAUUUUUCGUGCGAUAGAUUCGCAGCUGACCGAUCAGGCCUAUGUGAGAAGCGAAUGUGCGAUCGCAAUAAGGACAGGUUGAAACCAAGUCCACAUCGCUGGAGGUGGGGUGGUGGUGGGGGUGGUGGUAGUGGUGGUGGUGGUGAUGGUGGUGGAUGUAUGGUCGACUGUCGGGACGCCAGGAGCGUUUUGGUCGCUGGCGGCGGUGGCAGAGGUGGUUAUGUUUGACCUCGUUGCGGUGUUUGAGGCAAAGAUAAUGGAGGUAGUCUUGGCCGACAGCAGUGCGGGGAUCCGAAGUAUCAUUGAUGAGGGCGGACGCUGAUGUGUUCGUCUUGUAGACUGCAGCAGGCGAGGUCGUUGAAACAGCAAUUGCGGUUGUCGGGCGGCCGAUGCAUAGGGUUCGAAAACGGGCGUAGGCGCCCGCACUAUCAACGAACAUUUCGUGUGCGGAUCGGUCCCGUCGGUCACCUUCGGACCCUAGCUCAUUCAUAGGGGGCAAGGACUAAUAACCUUUUUGGUUUAGGAUCAUUGAACCCGACUAAACGUCUUUAAAGUGUCCUAUGUCAUUGGAUGCGUUAACCUAACUUAUUCCCUACUUCAUCUACAUUGCCGCCGCAUAGAUAGUGUAUGGGCAUUCUUUUAGAGCAGGCCAAAACUUGGCUGCUGCGACCGCUUCUGCUAGAGAACUACCAAGUUGUUCACAUUCUGAUGGGCUAUAAUUUAUCUAAAACGGUAGUCUUCGAUGUAAAUGUCCAUUUCAUGGCUUCUGAUUAAACAUACUGCCUUAAGUGGAUAUGAAUGCUCAGUUUUCUCUGACCAAAAGACGACAGUGCUGUGUUUAGUUAGUUCACUUAUGCACGCUUUAUAUUUGCCCAUAACUUUCUUCCGUUGAAAGGCCAUUCACGUGUGCGCUUUGCUCCUAAAACUGGCCACGCGGUAAAUGCGCUGGACCAACACAGGGGUUAGAUCGAAGUUCGGCAGGCGUUGUGGGGAAUGCGCGCCCAUAACAAAUGUCAACAUUGUAGGGUGUGGCGGCAUGCUCAGGUCCAGGCGCACGCCGCACCAAUUGGGAUCCGAGCCGUUCCCCUUUUCUCUUGUGCAAAAUCCUGGUAAGUUUUACGUUGUGGCCCAGAGAGUCUGGCGGUACGCCUGGGUGCGGGUUUACGUCGUGCCAGCUACCUGCGCCCUCUCCCACUUCCGGUCUUCUUGACUUGGUCUUGACACCGGGAUCAAAUUGGGGAGGAGGGGAAAGCGCAUAAGAUGGUGCGCAAGUCAAUCAUCACCAUAAACAUCGUCAGUCACGACGGCCAAACUGUCGAGUGUAUGCGCCUUACCCGUGAUCUUGUGUGCAUAAUUACAGACCAGUUUUUCGCCUUUAGGUCGAAAUGAGCUCAUUGCUCGCUACAUUAAACUGAGGACUGGAAAAACCAGAACCAGAAAGCAGGUUUCCAGCCAUAUACAGGUGCUUGCACGCAGGCAAAGUAGGGAACUCCUUCCAAGCCUGAGUCAGACCGAACAGGAGGACGAUGAUGGUUUCGUCUAUGGCGACCUUCCUUCUCCUCUUGGUAAAAAUAUGCUCAUUUUCAUACUGAAGCAAUUUUUUAAAAUAAUAAGUCCUUAACCUUUUUCACUUGUGUCAUCCGUCGGUAGCUUUGUUAUGCUUAGAAACUUACUAUCCAGCGUGGUCAUUUUUACUUUGUUCCUUGUCAUCCUUUACUGUAUAUUCCGUCUUUAUGUGAAUAAAAGGGAUUUUUGGAGGCACAGAAAUGGACAGACAACUUUAUCCGUUGACUGUCGGCAGUAGUUAGUUAUACAAGGAAGUAAUGAAGCUCGCAUCUUACCCAAUGCCAAUAUCUCAUCUGCUGACCAUCAACACCCGGCUAAGCACAGCGACCACUCUCUAAUAAAGGGUCAUAUUCCCAGCCAAACUAAAUUAGCGUUUCUUGGAGUGUCGUCCUAUCCGGUGAAGCCGUCUCUGUAGCACACAUCAGUCAAUAGGAGGAACAAAUUUUUGAAUGGACUGCCGGAGCACCAUUGUUUGCGAGCUCUGAAUGAACUUUUUAGGGAUUGAUGUCACUGAGAAGAGCAGUUUCGUCUCCGUCGUCAACGAAAACCACACCCAUGAAUGGAUAAGGACUUUAUUCUCGACCAGCCUCGGAAAACUACCACAUUGGCUGUCCUUUUUACGUGAUAUUACCACUAGACUUCGGCAAAAUCGUUUAGAGAGCGUGGGACUAUUAUAGUUCCUAAUCAUUCUCUAAGUCUCACACAAGUCACCAUUCAGUUCGCUGAGAACUCAUCAAACUUCAUUCCUAUUCACACCUCUAUCUACUCCAGUUUUUUUUAGAUUAGAUGACAUGCAAUGCCGCAGUCGGCAAUUCGCAGUGAAGGUGGUGGCUCUUGUGGCAUUCGACAGCGUCCGGGUUUCGAACCGGCCCGGUCCAGUAGAGCCCCGUUUAGCCCGUCGCAGAAAAUAGACUAGGAGCAUUGCCAUAAAUAUACAUCGACUUAUUGCAUCGCCGCUGACCGUACCUGUGGUUCUCAAACGUGGUCAUGACAGCACAAAUACAAUAACACUCAACGCAGUCUCCCCUUUAGCAGCGUAAAUUUCCCCAAGCUGGUAGUCUGAAACAUUCCUCCUUUGUAAAUAAUGCAAUAGCCAAAGAUCAGGACUGCUCUAAUCAGCAUAUGUGUUCGCCUUAUAUAUCCUGAAGUUGGCUGCUCAGGGUAAGAGAAAGUUGUCGAAAUAGAGACGGUUGAGGUGAUGUGGAACAGGAUACGCAACGCAAGGAACGAUGCGUGACGCCCUAACUUGCCGCCAUUCAGGAAGGCGGAGAUGCCGACCAGAAGUAAAACAAACCGCAAGGUGCAACCUACUCUACUGUUGUGAUCACAUUUGACCCUCGCAUGCUGACGAAACUAGGUUGUUGGACGAUACCGAAGGAGAAAUUAUGACUCAUUUCUAUUAGAUUACAGUCCGCAGGGAACUUGCCGGGACAGCGGUGGAAUCCAGGACAUGGAAUCCACCAGCAUGCCUGGCAUGCAUGCAUUCCUGGAACAGAGCCGACUUCUACGCAGUGACCAAAUUUUGAAGCUGCUCGAUAAAAGCCUGCCGAAAGGCUCGUUCUCAAGCGAAGUUGGUUUAGACUUCCACAGAUAAGUAUAUUGAGUAGUGCCAGCGCUACAGAUACCUUUUGAAAACUUUUCCAAAUGCCUCAGAAACAAACAGAAGACCCAGCUGAUCUCACCACAAAAUUGCCAGCAUGACGGUUUGUCGUGGAAGGGGAGUUGAUGCCUUUUUAGCAACUAAAAUUCUGUAGACAAGUGAAAGCCUCUGGAAAGCAUGACUGGGUAUCAGGGGAUCACGCCGUCAGCAUCAAAGCCUUUCCCAUGUUUUCCCAUUGUCCCUGAACUUGCAGACCUUGAACUGGCCUUUUGGGCUCCACUUUAUGAACCGCAACAAUAAACCAACACGAACACUGUCCAUAUCUAUUCAGCCUCUUUACAUCGACCAGCGCCGUGGAUGCGUCUUUUGCAUCCGGACCACCCUGUCUGAAAUCUCUCUCUUCAGGUUCGAACUACGAACACUUCUCAUCAAGCCGACUUGGCCAAACCUCAAGAGUUAGACGACCUAAGACGACGUAUCUUGACCCAACAGCAAACACACAGAGCCGUCGCCAAAUCUUCGAUCUUUGCCGCUCUAGAGCAGGGUACCAGAGAAACACCGUUCAAUUAACUGCAAGACGUGGGCCCACGCAUGCUGCUCACAACUAGCAGUUCCACCGAUUAGCUAUCUACCAGUUUUCCACCUCCUCGACCUCGCUCACCUGCUGGACGUCCGCUUCGAAUUUAGCCAUCCACAGCGUCGUCGUUCUACUCAAGACCUGCCCACACUCAACACUCACCGUGAGCUCAUUGCUGAAUCUUUGGUCACCUCGGAACACUUCGUAGCACGGACCACCAGACUGCUCCGUCUAUCGUCAAAUCGGCAUGCAGAAUAGGAUUCAAAUAGCCUUUGUCGACAACGAUUCACUCCCCACCACAUCAUGAUAAAUUGGCGAAUUACAUAUGGACGAGGAAACGAAGCUACACUGUGCUAGUUCCCUGCUGUUGUGGACCUUGACUAGGGAAAAUGUCUUACAUUUUGUAUUAGGUAGCUUACUCAUCCACAUCUGAGAGGGCCACUUUGGUUUAAGCUAUGAACUUCUCUAAAUGAUAAUUUUCUUCAUGAAUUUGUUACCGACUGGGGGUCCGCAUUGUUGGGAGGAUUUGCCCAUACGUUACGUUUACUGUUUCAUAAUAAUGUUAAUCAGAUGAAACAGGAUAGAGACUAUUAAAUGAUCGGGUGGGAGCUUUGUUAUCCGACGCACAGGCUUAUUGCCGAGGUCGAAGCAUAAUAACAAGUCAGAACCUCAACUAUCCCAUUGCACCAUUUUGUGUCCCUUGUGUCCUAUCCGCAACUUCGUUUAUAGUGCUUCUGGUAUGUAUAAGGCUUAACGCACCAGAGAGUGCUAACGCAGUUUCAGAAAAUGACAGAAUGCACCGAUUUGUUAAAGGAUGACUCUUGUGUGAGCCGGAAAGUUCAGACGAGUAACUGUUCCUUGCCGAACAAUCCGAGAGUUUUCUGCUUCCUCAUUCUCAUCUCUGGAUCAAAACGUCUUGUCGCGGUGUUCACUGUCUGUUGGCACUGGAUUCACCGGGUGUUAAAGCUGUCGCUGGGCACAAAUGAUACUUUACACUGACAUAAUUUUUGAUAUACGCAGAUGAUACAACAACUGAGUUGAAUUAUGUGGCGGUGACAGUUUAUACUUCUGAAGAGCAUCACUGACCCCGAAGAAAUGAUAAUGACAGCUAAAAUGUCCUCAUAUUUGAUGCACAUUCUCCGCUAACUGUUUAAUCACUGUACGGUACCAAGGAGCAACUUGGAGUCAAAACUAUUCCUUAAUGGAGGUUCAGUUAUCUACAAGUUUGGUCUUUUUGUUUCGAACGGUAAUCAAGAAACAAAGCCUAUCCGUUGAUGCCUACGGAAACCAUCCUCGCUAACUCAUGCCCCCGAGAUACUUAUAUUUCCGUCUCUUGACAAGCACUUUCAAUCUCUUCCAUCUCUUAAGUUUUUUAUCCUUAAUCGGCGGCCCAGGUAUCGGUUUUCGGAGUCUAUGUUCAUCCUCAUUUAAAGCGCCAUGCUUUCGGUUCGUGUCUCGGAACUGGAGGAAACUCCACCGUACAUCAUAGGCUUGUCUGUAGACAGAGGCUGUACAAAUUUAUAAGAUCUCAGUAUUUUAUCUCCUAGUUUUGAAACAGGGAAAUGAUUUCUACCGACAACAAUUGAAGUUGGAGGGGAUUGUUUAGUUUUCUACAAUGCUCGACAUAAUUCGGAUGCUAACAGAUAUUUUCUUUAGUCUCCUCAUCUCCUCAGGAAUGCCGCCUUCUCUUCUACAACACAGAAUUCAUUCGCACUCCAUCAGCUGUAAGUAUCUGCGACAUUCUUGACCUUUACAUGAAGGUAACGCUCCACAUAUUGUGAAAAUAAGUUAACGUUUUCACAUGAAGUCCCAGCUAUGUUUCCCCAUUACAGACUUUAUUUCGUCACAUAUGCUUCCGCUCCCUCCCAGAAUGUUCGUGUCAGGGACACACAAAUUUGUGGUCCUGAUUGGGUUUCUGCCUGAUCUAAUUCACAGCUAGUUCUGGUCCUUUCGGGAAUGUGAUCACUUCAUUUUCUCUGUUUAUUUUGUGAAAAAAUCAAAACGCAGUAACGGUCGCAUGUGCACAGGCAGCGAAUGGGGUGAUAUAUACAUAAUUUGAUGAAGUAAUUGAUCUCGGAGAACGUGUAUGCGCGCGUUUUUCGCCGAAAACUUUAAGGAGAAAGAACGAAACCUCUUAAAAUUGUGCAUAGAUGUAUUUGCAGACUACGCUGUCUCUCUUGAUUCUAGCUCCUGGUUAAUAUCACAGUAAUUGUGAACAACUACCAUUUAGACGAGAUCCAUGGACGCAGGCUUACUGUUGACUGCAUUUGAAAUAUCAACAGUAUCAUUAAAUGCACCAGAGAAGAUUCCGUGUUUCAUGACCCUCCCCUAUAUCCUAAAAGAACUAUAAAUUCCACUCACUAAUACUGAAUUAAAAUAAAGUGCUACUUCUCAAAUUAAGUACGUUCGUUGUCCGGAGAAAAAAUAGGUCUAGUGGUGUAUGGUUUUGAAGGUGCACAUUGACUUUAUGUGGUGAGGUCUUGUAAUUCGCAUUAGGUUAUCAAAGUUAAAAUUAAAACCCUGCCCUGAAAUGUACGUAGCCAAAGUGGACAACUAACCUUAUAUAAUUCAGGGUGAGACAGCGAAGUCUGAGACGAUUAAUGGACAAUAGUUAUGGGGAGGCGGAUUGAGGACGUUCAGACAUGUCGGUUCUGUCAGAGGCUACUUGCGACGGCGGAGGUAGUGGCCGCGCUAUUGCGAACGUUUAUUGCCCGUUCACCUGCAUUCGGUGGUACUUCAUGAGGCGAAAUGAUUGGCCGUCAGUUGGACCACCUCACGGGGGAGAGUGCGUGAAAAUUCUGCAGAGUUUGAACAUGUGUCGAGUAGUAACGCCUUUUUUAGAGGAAACAUCUAUCAAAAGUACGUGAUUUUCAAGAGCAGCGUCAAAGAAUGGUAAAAACAAAAUGACCACGGAAUAAUAUACGACAAAAGAAAAGUACUUAUCAUACGGUUGCCCUUCCAAGCGGGGUAUUUAAAUUGUUCUCUCAGGUCCGAAAUCACAGUCGCAACGCAGAUCGCAGGUGAACUGUACAAAAAACUCCUAUCGCUUUUUAACUAGGCGAUUACUCCUCACGCCGUUGGGUAGCCAAGCGCGUAGAAACGACUUUUGAGGAAACAGCAGUGUAGACGACCAAAUAUGCAUCGUUUAGCAUUUCAGUUCAUUCAGAUCAAGUAUGUGUCAGCUUGAAUGUGACGUGUCAAAUUUUCAUAAUGUUGCAUUAUUCUUCCCUGAAAAUUCCCAGUCGCUCCGUGCAGGGGUCUUAGCAAUGAAACAGAACGAAACACGCAAAUUACCAGUAUAUAAGAGGAUAUCCAUUACAGUCAUGUCACGAGAGGCGUUUGACCUGCCAAUAUUCAUCAUAACGCUUAAGCGGGCAGGAACCCGGGUAGCGAAGUAACGGAGACAGGGAUCUCGAAUUUGUUGUAGGUCAUAGGUGCUUUGCUUUGCGACUUUGUAGGCUUCUGGCAGUAUUCAAUAGGAUCGUCUGGCAACUGCCUGAUAUCAGCAAGCUGUUACACGCUAAGCGGACUGUUGUUGUACUCCUAAUCGUUCGGAGAGAAAGUGCCCCAUAAUAAGUCAGUCAGACCAGUCAGCCCCUACUUCAGAUUAACCGUGUGUGUCAUUAGUGUCUAAUUUUGUGCUACUGUGUCCUGCUAUAUCUGCAGAUGUUUCGCCAGAAUUAGGGUUGUCAGUCGAGCGUACUGAUAAAAUCAUGUACUAAAUGCUUAUCGCUCCUUAUCCCAAAGCCUUUAGGGGAACGCAGAGCCGUUUACCGUUACCUAUCACUCGGUCUGUUUGUACUUUAUUUUACAGAACAGAUAUGGUCAGUUUUUCACUGAAGGACGUAAAGGCUAGAUGAAGCCAUGCCGUAACUCGGCCCGCAUUCGUCGUGGUCGGAAAGGACCUUCUCGUGGUAUAUGGAGUUUACUUCUUUGUAAUAGUGGCAUAUUCGCCUACCGCCAUGGCGCUCGAAGCACGCGAUCUAACGGUCGAAGUCAUGAAUCUUGCCAUGAUUGAUUCGCGCAUUUAAGCAAUUAUGAACUAUUAUACACUGCUAUUUCAUUUUGACCUAACUGUGAAAAAUUCGGCGCCUCGGUGGGAUUCGAACCCACGACAGCAAGAGGAGGCGUUAAUACAGUCAACGCUCUAGCCACUUGAGUUAACAGACCCCACCGGGAGACGUGAGUUUAAUCACAGUUGGGUCAAGUUUUGCGUCCAACUUACUGCAACGUCUGAAAUCCACCAAAACUGAUACAGUAAGCCGACCACCUAAGCAGGAUUUCUCAAAUAAUCCACCAAGAAUCCACCAGAUGACUACCAGGCUCACGUAAUAAGAAGUUGUUUUGGCAGAUUUUUAAUGAUUCAUAUUGACCCAAAGGAUGGGUCAAAACUAAUUAUUUAGAAUCUGCCAAAGCAACUGCACAUUGUCACUUGUCAAAUAAGUUAUGCAAAAUAGCUAAGGAAAGCGGAGCCCUGACUCUUUGAGACUUAAUGCCUUUGGGAGCGGAUGAAAUGAAGCCUUCUGAAAAGGUCUUUCUACCUCGAAAAAUAUCUUUCAGAUAAAGUAAUAAAGAUAAAUUUUCUGUACACUUUUUAAAGUUGACUCAGAAGGCGGAAGAACGCCGACUUGUUGUCGUUUCGCACAGAAGAGUAGGCCGGCCGGGACAGGAACGCUGGACUCAGUCGCCUUCCAACGGUCCAGCUUCGACAUUUAAAGCCGCACUUACUGCAGUAAGGGACACUGAGGCUGACUGCAGCCAUAUGCCAAAAGCAGUCUUGAGGAAACUGCGUCUUGAUGGGCCGCCGCAUUUUUUCGAUCACAACUGCUCUGUCCUUUCGUGUUUUCUUGAGGUGAGCGGAUUCAGUAUCUUAAUCAGAAUAUUUUGUAUAAUCUUAUUCGUCACAUUAUUUGCUGAUGGUCGAAGAAGCAUUCAGACUGCCCUACCUUCCAUGGUAUAAUCCUGUUCACAAUAUUGCAAGAAGGUGUAAUGAUACAGUGUCUGUCCGCAACAUAAAAAACCUGAUCAGGAAAGAUUCCGUGAGUAACUGCAGUAGACGACUUAGUAUUUCGAGUGUAAUGAAGAUCCUUUUGGUCGUUUUGUGUGUAAACAUAAUUCGAAUCAAUUCUGGAGUACAUUAGCGCUGGCGAAAGAAGCAACAGGUAUGACUGAAUUUCGUAAACAUAAGGUUUGCUCUAUACAAAGGAGUGUUUACUGAAACUUCAAAAUUUCACCCCAAGAGUCAACCAAUCACCUACAAACAUACUGGUCAUGUUCAAUGAUAUAUUUCCGUGCAUUUUUCAGAAAUCAAGGGACAUGAUAUCCCAAACCUGGGAACGUAACCAAUUAUUUUUAAUACUGUCAGAUAGUUAAGAUGGUACCUUUUGCCCACCUAAAAAUAUGAAGAACUUGGAUGAUUGUCAUCGAACCUUCAAAUAUUAACAGCAGUAAACCAGUGAGUAGAGUUUGUUUUGUCUUUGUGGACAAAAGUCCACAUGCUAUCGGAGUGCGUGCUAACACUUCCGAAUGUUAAUGUUAGGUAUUCGCACGUAGCUACUUAAACUUGCAUAAGACUUUGGUAUACAUUUCUGGUAAAUAAAAAUAAUUGCGGUUUUUCCGCCUGCUUGAAGCAUAAAACUACUAAUAGACCUGCUUUAGCUCAGUCCCAAGAGCUAUUAGCAGAAUUACGCUUACUAAAGAUGUUUGUUUAUCUCACCAACGCCAGUCCUUUAUGGCUCAACUAUCAAUUCAUGGAAUAUAGCGACAGUUUACCAAUCACCCUAGGCUUACAAUAAAAUUUCAGCAUGCUUGUUGACUGACAACCCCCAGAACUCAUAAAAGUGAUCAUUGCACUCUUUUUUGAUUUACCUGAUGUACGUGAUUACACGUUGAAUGUUGCACUGUGUUGAUUUAGGAUGAUAUCACGGGCGGAAGAACGCAACGUUUUUACUCACAGUUAUUAUUUGUUAUAGAUAGCUUGAAUUUCAAAAGAAUGUGUGUAAAAGGAAGCAUGUCCUUAGAGCUAAAACUCACUUUCAAAACAAUACCGUCUAAUUGCUGAAGCAUUUUGGAAUCGCAUGCCAUGAAAACGUCUAUGUAUUUGUUUUUUAAUUUAUGCAGAAAUCCGAUGGUUUCCCUUUUGUCUUGAGAUAAUUAAUUCAACUCGCAUUUCAAAGAGCAUCUCUGAUUCCGGAAAUGAUUUCUAAAGCUGGGUAGCCGACAAAAGCGGUUAAAAAUGUUUGCACUAGAUAUGUGCCGGAGUCAUUCGGACCUGCAGGCAAAAUGAGUGAAAUGAAGGCCACUCAUUCUGCACUGAUCGCUGGACCGCCGCAGAGUGCGAACUAAGUGGCUGUUUGUGCACACCGGUAAUAUAAUUGACCGGGCGAACGGCCACGCACUGGAAGGAACUGAGUGCCAUGACAUGUGAAGAACAUAAAACCAGCGACAUGGAUCGGAUGUUCGAUGACAUAGAAACGCGUCUUUAAUCUACCCCUUACUCUUCUCUGUAAGUAUAAGGCGUGUUCCUGAAUGAAAGCCAUUUCCUUUCAUUAUACUUAACUUCCCGUGUCUUAUAUUAACAUGCGUCAUGCGACUGGCACGAACGAUCAUCCAAGUGUAAUACCUAUACUAUUCCCUUCUAUUGCAUAAAAGCAAGAAGACUGAGAAAGAGGCACGAUAUAAGUUGUAUGCCAGUUUUUGUUGGCCCCAGAGUACAUGGCAUAAGUCGUAAAUGGUCGUUAUCGUAGAGUCGUACAGCCUUCUUGUGGACUGACAUGUUGCAAUAUGUUUCAUCUCUAUGGACUGAGAUGCGUGCAAAGCUGCGCUUAUUUGUGUUCCCCACGCUCAAAUUAGCUGCACCGCCAGAGCUUUGAACCAAAACGGGGCCACAUUGGUCCAUGGCACGCGCCUAUCGGACGGUGCCGGAUCUACGCGCGCCCUGGUCCAGUGUUUGUCGUGGACCGGGGGGCUUAGUUGUAUGCCUAGGUGCGGGUCCGGCCGUGCCAGUCACUAGCGCCCCAAAUCGGGCCACGCGUAAGAUGCGCUGGACCAACACGGGAGCUAGACCGGAGUCCGAUAGGCUUUAUCGGGAAUACUCCAUCAUAACAAACGCCAACAUUCGGGGCGUGGUAGCAGGGCCAAUUACUGGCUUAUGUCGCACCCAUUGGGAUCCAAGCUGCCCUCAAUAUUUAUUGUUGCUGAAAAUCCUAGUCAAGUGUUUGUUGUGGACCAGGGGGUGCGGGUCCGACCGUACUAGCCAGCUGCGGCCUCUCGUACCUCUGAUCUUUUUGACUGUAUCUUGACACUGGGUCCAGGUGAGGAGGUGUAGUUGGUGCGGUAGAUGCUGCGCAAGUCUAUUCUCACUAUAAAAUAAUUUGCGCGUAAGUCACCGUGUCUGUUCCGCAUUGCUGUGGAACACACAGUGGACAUCGUCGGGCAUGACGGUCGAAGUGUCAGAGGGAAUCGAGUGAAGUGGAUACUGAGCAGGGAAAUCAAAAAACUCCAUACAAAUGAUAAAUCGAACACGCUUGAACCAUUUGCGACGCACCAGCAGUUCUACCUUGGAAGGAAACGAAGUGACCGAAUAACUUGCUCUUUUUCAGGACUGGGGGUCAGGCUACUGCCACCUAUAGAAGCCGCGGCAAUUGCCAGUAAAGUAUGCUACCAUGACGGAGACCGCAACCACAUCGAGGAAACCGUACGAAAAAUUGUGGAGCCGCCUAGAUAAGCAGAGUUUGGCGACACGGGUGGGCUGGAUCCAAAUCGUAAACUCUUGAGAAAUUUUAUCGUCUCCCUCUCUCAUUGGAUCCCGUCGUAUUCACUGCGGCCAUGGGCAUUCUGGUCAGCGUUUUAUUUCCACCGCAGGGGUACUGUCUAUUCUCUGCUGCCACACUUAAAAUCGCCCGUCGCUCAAAUAUUCCAGGCAUCGUCAAAUGAUGCAGCAACACACGAAAUAGCAGUGCUUGGCAAUUAAGUAUUUUUUGAAGUUUGAAAACGCAAGGAUUCUGGAAGCUUGAAUCCGCCCAAAACGGAUAUCAUAAACAAAUUUUACCUCCGUUAACGGUGCCUCUUUGAAUGUAGUUUAAUAAGCCCAACGAGGGGCAAACGACUGGUUUUAUUUCGAGGAAACAUUUGAAUCGUUAGAACUCUGCAUCAGCCUCAGAAGACCUUCAGACCUUUGCACCCACUCAGGUGAAGCUAGCCAAACUGGAGGGCGAGUAUUUAGCUAUAAGCAGGAGUGGAAUCUCGAGUGAGGGUGACAUAGCUCUAGUCAACAACUUUAAGAAUUUCGGUGCACACCGGCUUUUUAUGAAAUCAUUGUCUAACUUCUUUUACACGAUCAACUCAAUGCCAGAAUUUUAAAAUUCUACGGAGACUAUAGCCGGCAUAAAUGCAAAUUUCUUAAGUAACAUUACUACACACAAGCGAUGACCGGCGGACUAGUUAUUUACCCGUACUAAAAGUUGCAUGCCAUUUGCAUUCGUUAAUGUGACAUGGUUGUUGGGUGAAAUAUGCGGUUUCCCUUUUGCCUUUAUGAAAAAGCACUCUAGUUACUGUUCUCUUUGUCGGUAGUUAUUACCUAUAAUUGACCGCUAUUUGCUAUGCAAGUUCUUACGAGGACUUCUCUUUGUACGCAUUACCUCUUGAGUAGGGGUAAAUUUACUCCCCUGAACUGCCCUCUUUAAUUACAUAUUAAUUUAAAGAACUGGUAAAGAGUGCAGGUGUCGUGCUCAACGCAAUAUUCGAAUUAUUCGCUCUGCAUAAAUCAUGAGCGUUAGUUGAAUUGCCAGAAACAAAAUGAACUAAACUGAUAGCAUUUAAACCAAUUUUUUCUAAAGGCUUACAUCACCACUGACCCCAACAUUUAAUUCGGAAGGCCAUCCAACGCAAGAACGUAAGUCAAGUAUGAGAACAACAGCAGAAUGACUAGCAAAAGGUGACAAGGCAUGGGGUGGAGACACUUUCCAAGCCGGAGGGUCAUCGCCACUGCCGCCCUUUCUGCAAUUUUCUAGAGUUUACAAAAGAUUGCCAGUGGGCUUUUAGAGAGAUGAACCGACGACGACUCUGUCUCGAUGAUUUAACUCUUAGAUGCUUCUCGUGUGCCUUGCUUAAUGUAGCAACAAACAUAGUGCCAGAUAAGUUUAUCACCGAGAUUUUGAAAUCUUUCAUCAAAUUAUAUUCCCGCAAUCCAUCAGAAAAUUCUGGCCACAAGUGCUUUCAGUUUCCGAAGUACGCCACGUAUAAUACGCUCAUUGAUGCAGCAUGCAAAGGUCCUUGAAAACGCGUCGCACCGAACUGCGCUAAAAAGCAGGCGUGACCACUCACCCGUCGCCUUUUGGAUUCAUGGACGUUCACUUCCUUUCGUGAUAACGAUAAACUUCAUAGAAGUCAUUUUUAAGUCAGUGAUCCCUGAGUGUGCAGUUUUCUCCUCAUUUUUGAAGCGUUUAGUUUUAAUGCAUGGCUGAUAACACUAUCUCACAAUCGUGUGGAUUUUGAGAAUGGAUGAACAUUCUGAAGAAGGCCUAAGGACAUAGACUGUGUAAACCUCUAGGUUUUCAUUGAUUACUGACCGCAUGAGGGGACUGACAAAGGUAUGGCAUUGCGUUUUCAGUCGAACUGUGGCACUUCUGAGCGGGACUUCUUGAUAAAAGGACAAUUAGGUGCUUGUGUCUACGUAGAACGAAUAAAAUCUUAGCUUGAACUAGUUAGACCGACAAGUCGCUCCCAAUAGGAACCAGGCAAUACACGCUUGAGCAGCGGGGGGCCUAAUUGGUUGUUAGGGCACGAAGAAGGUUUUAUUUAACGACCUUGCAGCAACCUUCAUCGAGGUAGAUGACGGACAUCGCUUUUUCCCGGCGAACUGCCGGUAUUUUAAGCAUGAUAAGUGAAACCUCGAAGAGGAUGAGGUCUUUUUAAAAAUCUUCCUAGCUCGUACCGACCACCCUCGUUUGGCGCAUUAUACAAAGCCGCCUACACAUCUUCUGAUAUGGACCAGUGAUUUACAAUUUUUUCGACAAUGUGCCAACAUUUACAAAUAUUGGGCUGGUAGGAGGCUGUCCUGAUAAAUUUAAGAUAAUAAGUGUCAGUUUAAACGAUUGUUAUGCUCAAAUCCCAGUCACGGGAUUUCAGCGAAUGCGAGGGUGUCUUUGUGGGUGUGUAGUUCGACAUUCUUCUCCCCGCCCUUGACAUUUUACGACGUAGUCCGCACCGCAUUUGCGCAUUCUGGCAUUCCAUGCGUGCAUGCCGGAUACAUCAAAUGCUUUUUACGGGCUGGCCAUAUUCUAACGUGGCGGACUAGUCAGUGCCCCCCACAAGUGAAGGUGGGCGUUUCUAUUUGAGGGGAAGGCUUCUAUUUCGAAACAAGGAUUGCCUAAAUCUUCCUCACAGAAAAUGGGUGGGCGUUUAAGAAGACGUGGCUAUCCACGCGUUAAUCAACACUCCGCAAGUGACAAUUUUGAUUUUGUAGAGCGUUGUACUUUCUCGACCAUACGAGCGACUCCAUUGUGCAACAAACCGACCAGCUAGAAGUUGCAAAAACGUUGACUCUGAAGUUUGUGUCCUUUGUAAUUAACCCACGAUUGGCACAUUCUCAGACUACCUGGUGUCAGAUGGGUCUAGGCCACUUUGAAAGUGCUCACUUUUUCCAUUGAACUUCGACGCUUAUGUAAAGUAUGCACUUCUCCAUGAAGGGAAUAACAGAAGUUCUAAUUCUUUUUAAUUUACUUAUGCCUAGGUGGAACAGAAUAUGAGUUUUUGGUACUCUCAUGGUUUCAUAACAAUUUGAUACACUUCAGGUCAUUUUUCGAGCAUACGCGUGCUUUCGAUAUGAUCUCGUCGGGCCGAUACAUCUGCACGGGGACGAGGUACAAAGUGAAAUGUGUGGGCGAUAAGAGAAGCCGAUUACGAUUCGUCUUUCUAUACAAGCGGGACGUGUGAAUGGGGGGGGGGGAGGGGGACGGAGGAGGCAGUAAGUGGCAGUGAGAGUUGGGUAGAGCCAUGUCACAGGCGAGGCGGGGGGACGGGGGCUGGGAGUUAAUCGAUCCUUGCCCACAGUAGACGCGGAGUGUGCAGUUCGUUCUUCCGUUCGCGCAGGACUGGAUUCCAUGGCCUUAUGACGGUCGCUUCUGCUGUUGCUGUCAUGCGCUAACCCAGUUGCCCCGGUGGUUAGGUGAGAUCUUUAAAAUCACACGUAAGGCUUCACUAAAGUUCACAUGAUGCCCCGAAUCAACCAUUUGUGCGAGGAUGUAGGUGUGUAUGCUAUUAAUUUCACAUUUCCUCAACCCUGCCGGCAGGUGUUCUCACAUUCUUGGGAUAACUUUUUGCUUAAAAAUGACCCCUUUAUUAUGGUAAGCCGUCUCGAGAUCUACGAAAUGUCAGCGCGUAUUGCGUGUUUGCUGCAGCCUCACAGGGACAAUAUACUAAAAGUUUAUAUGGUUGUCUCAAAGAAUCCCUGAUGAACUAGCCUUCCCUAUCAAAUGUUUUAUUUGGAAGAAAGUCCCUUACAUAAAGAGCAAAGGAUCUUUCGAUCCUUUUUGUCAAGGUCAACUUACUUCAUCUCGGCAUAAGAAGGCAACCGCAGAAAAGUUCGUUUAAAAGCCGGCAUCUAAACGUGACUGAAUUACAUUUUCAGGAUUUUCUGAAUUUACAUUUUCAGAAUUACAUUUACAUUACAUUAUGUUAACAUUUUAUAACUUAGCACUUCUGCUGUACGGUGUUCCACUGGCCGACAACUAGAUCACAAAGGCAGGCUAAGCCUCUGAUUCAUUUAACGUGUUCGUUAAAUUUUGCGUGCUUGCUAAGCCGGUCCAAAUUCCGACCAAGCGGUGGCCAACAUGUAUUUGGCUUGAAGUCCAAAAAACCCGCAUCGCAGACUUCCGGUCGCGUUUGCCUGCGUUCUGCCCAUUUUCGCGCAAAAGCACACAUGGAGUGCACAUUCCAGUGAGUGUGGUAUCAUCCUCUAGUUGUUUUCCGCAGUUUUGAAACGCAGCGACUUAUUUUAUUUGCUGGUCGAUGGCGCUACACUGCUUUCAGUGUGAAAACAGGAGAUAAAUUCGCACCACUGUCCGAAAACGCAGUGGUUAUGCUAAAAUAGUAAUUUUUCGUUUUACUAAUAUAAAUGCUUUCUGUGACACUCGGAGAGCAGGUAAAAUAAUAAUAACACCAAAUUAAAAACCCUAAGUACCAGUUAGGGCAAUGCAUAGAGAUGCAUUUUAUUUAACGAAUAAUUUUCGGAUCCCACAUCAUAAAUUUUGGCUGGAGACUCCCUCUAAUUUUAAGAGAAUUGAGCUUUUAGAUGAAAGGGAAGGUAGGCUGCGUGUUGCAGGCCAUUUACGAAUUCACCCUUUAAAAGUGCGAUAACAAUCACCUCGUGCUUACUAGGGAUUACAAACAGGCACAUUCCGCGUCCUUCCAGAAAAACCAUAGGUUUUUGUAUGUUCAUUACAUGAGUAUCAAAUUUUAGCCGUCUUUCGCCGGUAGCUUUUUCCCACAUGAAGUUAUCGGUCAUUACGCUUUGACAGUACAACUAAUCUUCAUCUGAAGUUGACCAUUUUAUGGUCUCGAAAUAUUUUAUACCUCGUAUAUUCACAAAUUCAAAAAUUAUCUGCUUCUUCAUUUGGAUAUUUAAGCGCUUAUCGGCGAUAAGUGUGCUCCCUAUGCCUUAAUACCGUCUCUCUGUUAAUUCAAAUGGUUACCAUGUGCAUGUGGCAGUAGGGAGAACCUCCUGUGUGUGAAGCACUAUAGAUAGCGGCUUCCAACAGCUGCGGCUGAUGUCAUUAUCAGUUGGAUCGCCUCGAGUGGGUCACUGGGUUUUCGGAGACGUAAGAGGGUAUGAGAUCAGUCCACCCAGCAACGGGACUCAGGCUUAAAAGGCUCCUAAUUGAUGUGGCCUUCAGCUAGGUUUGAUAUUCCACCUGAAUGAAGUUUGUCACCUGCGAAGUCGGAGACAAGCCUGUGUGCGACACGCGCAGACGUGCGUUUUACUCCUCUCAACUGCUGCACUCAUAUGCACAUACAGUAGUCUUUAAUUCCAACAGGUGAAAAGGACGAAACAUACAGAAUUUGAAUGACUUCAUCACAUUUCAUGACCUGUUCGGCUGACCGCGGUCACUGUAUAUUUUCAUAAGAAUAACGGCUCAGUAACAAAACAACCUAGGACGAUCAAACAGAGUAGCGACAUUCAUACACGGCAGAACACGCUGACCAGACAUGUGGGUGGACAUAGUUCGGGCGGCGGGGGAAAGGAAGCUGUAUGGGUGAGCGUGUUCUGCUUACAGCAAACAUCGUCAAUCGUGAUUACGGCUGCACCGCAUGGAACAUGUGGGCGUCAUGUGUGGGGGAGGAGAUGAACGGACAGGGGAGGGGGUGGGGUUAUUUCCCUCACCGAGGCUUACCGUGGCAGUGUAUCACGUGAUCCAACCGCCUGCAUAGUUCUGGUUUUCAUCUCCCCAUUGCCUGCUCGGUCGUUGCUCGACGUAGGACGUUAAACGCAGUCACUGGAUCCACCACAUGACUGGUGUCCACCAGGUAUUUCGUAGUUGAACCUCUGUAUGCAUUAUUUUCUGUUCUCAGAAGACAUUUGGCAUAUGUGCAACUGUCCGAGUUGUCAGCUGUCUUUGGCUGUGCCAAAUAUAUCUGUAUGCGCAACUAAACGUAAAGUCAUAGAUAGUCUGACAUGGUAUGCAUAGGCCGAAUACCUUUAACUGCUGUGACCAAAUUUUUCACUUAGGAAUUCACUCUAAUCUUAUAUAGCCUAUUGGUAAGUCCGACAUUUAGGAUUAAUUAAACACAAUCUUGUUGCUUGCACUACAUCUGACAACUUCUCUUUCGUGAAUGUGCUGAAGGAUCAAGGUUAACUGAACAAGUACAUAAUGUCAUUCAACUCGCAGAACCUGUUUCCUAACCGACCGCGUCUUAAACAUGUUUGGGGCCACCCAAACUCAGGUAACUGGCAGCGAUCGGGUGAAGGACCCCAAACACAUACGACCAGCCAAAGACGCCUGUCUUACGGGGAAGGUGGUACCAGGGCUUUUACUUGCGGGGCCUAUGUAUCAUAAAGGAAUGACAGGAUUAAUAUAGAUAAUUGGUAAAUUCGUUUUUCGGGCGGGAAGGUUUUAAUGUUUUGCCAAAUAGCAACCGAAAAUAAACAGGGCAAUUAAAGAAAUAAGCAUUAAGUGUCUAAAACGAUCGCUUAUCAACUCUCUGAGCUGAGUUCGUUGAAUAUAAUGAGCCAGACCGUCUAGAACAGACGACCCAUACUUGAACGCUGAAACACCCAACCGGAAUAAUCGUGUCGGACUAAAACCCACUUAUAUAAAUAUAGUAUAUAUUUUUGUAUGUCACAUACGCUUGGGGUCCUUCUCUUGGCCCUUACCGUAAUUUUUAUCAUGGUAAAUUGCCCGAGAGACGGGGCAAUGCUGUUCAAAGUUACAUACACGGCACAUCCAAAAAAUAAAAUUUACGAUUAAGGAGUAAAUGGACACGCUGCUUUUCUCAGACGUUCUUGUACGGAGGCGAGCACCCUGUCGCAAUCGAAGGGGAGUGUAUCGAAGAACCUCAUGAAAAGGACAGUAAAUGCACUUCCCGAGUUCUGAUCCAAUUCGGCGAGAACACAACUUGAUUCUGUGCCUUAGCAAUACGGCCGCUAUCGCCUGUUCUUCAGAGACUAUCGAUGACGCGUCCAGUUUCAUAAAGGCUAUGCGUAGAAAUGUACCCAUAAAUAUCGUCAUCCUAUUCAAGAAAGUACAGAAGAAAUGUCCGCUCUAGAAAUUCGAUGAGCACCUGCCUCCCUUCCGGUAAUAAUAUGUCAAAAACGAUCAAGCGAAAGCUCCAGUGCACGACUGAACGGACGUGCACCGCCCUUACUUUCUUGUUCAUAAACAUCACAAUAGCAAUUUCAGUUGGAGUAGCUAAAGACGCUGUGCAUACGCGUGUCAUGUCAGACUAUCUAUGACUUUACGUGUAGUUGCGCAUACAGAUAUAUUUGGCACAGCCAAAGACAGCUGACAACUCGGACAGUUGCACAUAUGCCAAAUGUCUUCUGAGAACAGAAAAUAAUGCAUACAGAGGUUCAACUACGAAAUACCUGGUGGACACCAGUCAUGUGGUGGAUCCAGUGACUGCGUUUAACGUCCUACGUCGAGCAACGACCGAGCAGGCAAUGGGGAGAUGAAAACCAGAACUAUGCAGGCGGUUGGAUCACGUGAUACACUGCCACGGUAAGCCUCGGUGAGGGAAAUAACCCCACCCCCUCCCCUGUCCGUUCAUCUCCUCCCCCACACAUGACGCCCACAUGUUCCAUGCGGUGCAGCCGUAAUCACGAUUGACGAUGUUUGCUGUAAGCAGAACACGCUCACCCAUACAGCUUCCUUUCCCCCGCCGCCCGAACUAUGUCCACCCACAUGUCUGGUCAGCGUGUUCUGCCGUGUAUGAAUGUCGCUACUCUGUUUGAUCGUCCUAGGUUGUUUUGUUACUGAGCCGUUAUUCUUAUGAAAAUAUACAGUGACCGCGGUCAGCCGAAGAGGUCAUGAAAUGUGAUGAAGUCAUUCAAAUUCUAUAUGUUUCGUCCUUUUCACCUUUUCCUAAUUUUUUAUUCCUGACUUUGCGCCGACUGUUGCUGUAUGGAGCGAAGUUGUUGAUGUUCAGUUCUUUUUAACUGUAAUGAGAUUCUCGACCGACUCAUAAUUGUCCCCCCCUCUGUACUGACACAUUGCUAGUCUCCUGCGGUUGGUGAAGCAUCGAGGGUUGCUCGGGGCUGGUUACCUGCUUUGACGAGCGGAAUGUAUUUGGUUAGCUCACCCUGUUAGCACUGACAUUCAGUUCUUAUUUGUUCUUCAACGGAUAACUGAUUGACGUGAUGACAAAGAAGGCCCCGUGCGAACAUACGAAAUGUGUUUCCUCAGCUGUACAAUAUAUGUUAAAGCCGCCUUUUUCAUGACAGAAGGGCAAGUAGUGUGCCCACGUGCAUAGACGAGGGUUUUAUGACGAGACAAUCCCGCCAGUUCAGUGGGUUAUGACAAAUAGCAUGAAGAGAAUGAAGGUUAGGCGAGCGCGCGACCAUGCUGCACCCUUUCACGACAUCUGAGGUUGUUGAGUCACCAGGAGCCUGUCCCUUCGUGCAUUCCUCGUGUUAUGGUAGAUGCGCAUGAGUAAAAAAAAGUGAAAGCGACCUAAGUCAUAUUUAUUCAUAAAAUAUGCGAGAAAUGCUCUCUAAUGAAGAAGCCGCCCACCCCCUCCCCGAUGGCAAACAGCCUUGUAUCAUUAGAUAAACAACAUUUAUUAAGAAGAAGCAAUAAUUUGUUUUGUGAGUUUUCCUUUACCGUCUGCGAAGUAAACUGUGUUUAGGCAAAAGCCAAAACAGUCAGAAAAUCCGUGUAUUCGAAGUCGCUUUGUUAAUCUUAUGUGCAACAGCGCAGAACGAAGAGGGAUGCGCCAAGGCGGAGAAUAGUGAAAAAUUAACAACAAAUGCAAUGUACUGUUACUUGGCUGAUUAAGACACGAGAAUCGGUACGCCCACGCAGUACAGGUGAUCCUGCGUCAGAUUCCAAGGGACGGACUACCCUAACGUUACUUCUACACCCUCCACUGUAAUUCAGCGCAUGACCACCUGUAGUACGGGCGAUGUCCGUUCCAAUUGGCGUACACUUGUUUGACUGCCCGUUCUGUCAGUCGGUGGCAGUAAUGCACAAAGUCCAACCUUUGGUGAAUUGAAGUUUACCUCUUUGCCUUGUGGCAAGUCCUAUUGACAAGAACAGAAGUAGUCUCAAUGAGACUAGGGUCAGAUCAAUCGGCAAGAAUGAGAGUGGCUCGAAACCCACUGGCGGGACUGUUUACUGCCCAAAGCGCAGGUUUUAUCCACAAACGCUAUUAUAAUCAUACACAUUCUGCGAGCUGGGUGGAGGUAUUUUGUUGCAAAUUACACUGCCAUUUGGCGAAAGUCAAAACAAUCGUAACCGAAGGCAUCUGUCACAAUAUCGUAUAGCACCUUGUAAUUAACAACUUUCGUUUUUGACCACCACGGUGGCUCCUAACCAAAGUCGUUGACCAUCUAGACUAUCAGACCUGGAAAGCUCUAGAGAGUUUAAAUCUGCACAGUGUGUUCUCGUGGGAUAUUCCAUCCACAUAUAACACUCGAUUUAACCUGCGUAGGCUUACCUAAAAAUACGGUCAAAUCGCGAAAGAAAAUGGCCUCCGCGAAUGGUAGUCAGUGAUUAAUGCACGCUUUUAGCAAACAAAAAGGUCCCCCCGUCAGUUUUCUACUUAAAACGGCAUUUAUGGCUUUCCGCGGAUGGCGGCCAAAUUCUUUGAUCUUUUUUCUUGAUUAUGCUCAGAGCCAACAUUGACGAAUUCCCGCCCUGUGAAUAACCUUAACUUGUACCCAAUGAAACAUUUUCGUGCCCAACGAAUAAAAUCACUAUCCUGUUAACAUGUGGAUCGUUUUCACCUGCCUUGUUUACCUCUAGACGCGGUUUUAUCGUUGAAAAUUGCGAAGUGAGUGGCCUUACAGGCAUUGUAAAUAGUUUCCAACAGCUCACGCGACAGCUCUUCUGUCGCUAAUUUAUUCUUCCGUUCAAAGUGGGCAGCGGGCAAGAAUUUUCUUCGCUGCGUGACAAAGAGAAAAUUGCAGCAUGUGCGGGCGCCCAUUGUAUAUUUUGCUUACUCAUUGUAAUUCUAAUUUCCGGAGAACAAACCACUGGUAACUUUUUAUGGUACAAAAUAGCACACGUUUGUAAACCGGAAAUCUUCUAAUCUAAAUCGGCACCAUGAUUCCGGAAAAAAUCCCAUUUUCAUCCCUGGGCUCACUUAUUUGUUUAUUCCCAAUGUCAGAUUUUCCGGCUGUCGAUUAUGUGUAUUCUCCUUCACGACGAUUGUCGGCAAACGUACGACCUUUGCGUGCGACACAUUGCAGCAUCGGAAAGUGACUGGAUAGUAGGAAACUUUGUUUUGGUCCGAGAUUUCCUGACUUUAUUUAAUAAAGUUGGCUUAAGUUUAAAUCUCCUUCAUAAAAUACCUUUUGUGUCUGACAUGAAUCUUAGAAUCAAAAAUAACGGUGACCCAUGCCUUCCCUACUGCCAAUUCAGAUUUCGACCAGAACAUCCUCUGAGUUUCCUAACCUAGUGCGUCUGGGCGUCCGGAUCUAUUUAUAUGUUCUACAGACCGUUUCUUUUUUGUAGCAAGAAAUGUUUGGGCUCGGAAACUAUGGCACUGAGGCCACGUUUUACUCCUUUGCAUGACAACUACAGUUCUGCAGAUAGUUAUUGAUCUACUUAUAGUUGCUUUGUGGACGAUCACACAGCGUCUUCAGUAGGACUGCAAGUUUUCAGCUUAACAUUAGACAACUGUCAUGCACUCAAAUAUUCCUCGGCCCUAACUGUUUUAUGUGAGAUUCACAGCAUAGAGGGCUGACGCCGAUUUUAACCCGCAGAAGUUUGUCAGUGAAUACCUGACGGUUGUGGGCCCCCCAGAUACUCAUCCCAGCAGCUAGCGCCCUACGGUUUUUUGAUAAUGACUUUGUUCCAUGGGUAGUAGGCAGUGGUAGUCUUCAUACAUAGACUGCCUUGACUGCCAUGAAGAUGUUCUUCGUUUUCUACUGGUCAACGUAUAUUGGAAUUUUCAGUUGAGCACGAGAAUAAAAACCCCACCUCCCAAUAUUAUAGGUGGCCUUGCGUUAAAUUUCAUGAGGGAAAAAAUGUCCAUGUGCCAACUUUAACCCUAACCCUCAAAACCCCAUCCCUAAUCGAAUCCAUAGCACACCUACCCCUAACCGUGAAACUAACUCCACCCUGACCUCACUCGGUAUUUAGCCUAAGGCCACCUGCGGCACGGAGGAUACGCAUACCCAAGACCCACCGGAUUUUUUAAAUUAUGCUUGCUCAACCACGCUUCCUUCAUUUCUCGCCGCUUCUAUCGUAGUUGUCCUUAUCACCUGGUAACGGCGACUUUGCCUCUAAAAGCCCUAUUAUUUUCUUAUCCUUAAUAAACUGGAGCCUUCUCUAUUGGUAGGCAGUGCGCCUCAUUGGUGUCCUCUUUUGCAACAUUCCUGACGUCCACGAGCCUUACAAGUAAACGACUGUAUAGAACUGAGCUACAAGAGUGCUGACGAUGCCCACGAGCGAAAGCUAGGUCAGCGGAACACACGCGGGCCGGGAAGCGCCCAGUGGUCCGGAUUGUUCUUGAACAUCUAACACUCAGUUCACUUAUUCAGGAGUUCGACACAAGCAUUCACGAAGGUUCCCCUAAGCCGACUCCGCAGGGGCUGCCCGGUCGAUCGAAACCGCUAACAAGCUGCGUAGGAUCUUGAAUACUGGGCUCAAGAAGAUGCUAUAUCAGCAGUUAUUUUGGAGUAUAAUGGGUUCUUCCUACCACUGGCAUAAAAAAUGGCGAUGCAGGAACGGUCGGCAAAGCUUUUGGUGUGGUCGGCGGGAAGCAGAUUACGUGCGUCACUGUGGUUCCGCUCCCAGCUGCGUGUGUUUUAGCUUACUGUUCACUUUGAGGGCAAAGUGUUUCCAGAGUUACCAUGACAAAGUGCGAUGGCCAGGUCCUCUACAGACUUCUUGGGCUAAGUCUUUAAAGAUGAAUCGUGAUUUCGUCGUCUUAAAUAAUUGGCUGCGAUUCGCUAAGCUUUUUUCACCCCAGAUAAUCUUCCUGGUCCGGAGAUUCCGGUCUUUUCUUCUCAUAAUCACGUAGGUUAGCAGUUGUCAGCAAUACUGACGCGGCUAAUUCCUGACCGUGUUGCGGUGACUGAAAAGGCCAAAACAUAUGUUCAGCAAUCUCACACGACGUCUGGUCGCAAAACCGGUGCUUUUGCCGUUUUCGAUCACAUGGCGACCAAUCAUUCCUCUUACAGCCUUUAGGAGCUAGGCUUAUUCAAUCAUUGAAGCCCGCAAGGACAACAAAUCUCCCCGUCUUCAACGCAAACAAAGGUGUCCUGUACAAUUGUUUGUGUCCAUCAUUGUUACUAAUUUUUUUAGCUAUGUGGGUGCGCAUAACUAUGACGAACUUCCUUCCUACGAGUGAGAAUCACUGUGAGGCUGUUCUCUCUGGCUGUCAGAAAUUCCGUCAAGCUGUAUGCGAUCGAGUACUUCAUAGCCGGGUCGAGGCCAGCUUCUGGUUCUUUUUUAGUCGUCUGUUCAUAACAUAACGAUGAAGUGGUUAUCGUGGUGGUGAUGUGUAGAGGUGCUCUUUCUGUUUGAUUGGGUUAACAAGCUGAGAAAACAUUUUCUGGGCUCACAGCGCGAUCUAAAUUAUUCCGAGAGAAGGUGAUUGAUUGUUUAUUUGAAUUUUAGUUUAGGCACGGGAAAAAGGACCUCCCGUUUUACAGGCGGCUUUAUGCUAAGUUCCAGGAUGGUACCUGUUCGCGCGCUCUAACCUCGGUCCUACCAUGUAUAUCCCAAACCUUCCUAACCCGACCUAUUACCCUAACCCGCCUGGAAUUUAGCGCAAGACCACGUGUGACACGGGGAAGUCCUCUUUCUUCUUCUUCUUCUUCUUCUUCUUCUUCUUCUUCUUCUUCUUCUUCUCCUCCUUCUCCUACUCCUCCUCCUCCUCCUCCUUCUUCUUCUAAUUCUUAUAGCGGCCCUUCACAGCCCCGUUGGCUGCGAUGGACUGGCUAGGGUAGUUCUGGCGGUUUUUUUCUAAGGUACCUAUUCGACCUUCCCUCCCUUGGAUGUCGAAAAGAUGUCCCCAAAUAAGGCUGCUAAAGUCUCUGGAUGGCUACCGAGUUCCACUGCUGCUAAGUGUUGUUUGCCAGUUUCAGAUGACCCAAAUAAUCCGCGUCUUGAUGUGUUAGUUUGUCACUACGGCGCGCUGCGUCUCCACACCUGCCACUUUGGCUCAUCUCUAUUGGUGAGUUGGCCCGCUGGUGACUAAGAGGAUUUACGCGUGGGUUAAAUUAGAAACGAGGACUUGUGUAAAAUCGGUCUGCCUUAACGCGACUUUGAAGGAGCCUGCACGCGGCAGCUGAUCAGCGAGUGUGCCCCGUGCGGGCACGGCACUGCACAUCCCCGUUACUGUCUAAAACCGAACAAGAGUUUAUAAAACAGCAACAACUGUGUUGAGGAAAAAAACGCUGACAACCAGACACUGAAGGCAAAGAUGGAUAGUUUACAUGACAGUAAGUGAUUUGCAUUCUAAAAAUGGCAACAAAAACAACGUACCCAAUAUUCAUACGAGUUCGCGUUUCCGUUGAAGUUUUGUUACUAAUGAUGUUCUUCUAGUCCUCAGUUGGAAGGUAAAAAGGUAAUUUGCUUUGUCCCGUAAACCCGAUUCGCUUUGUUAAAUUGGGGCGUUGCAGAUAUCAGAGCAUGAGAGCAGGCUGAAUGGAGGUCGGUGGUAAUGCCAAAUGUUGUUCGAAUCCUUAUUUUGGUUAGAAGUUUUUCCCUAUCCCUAUUUUCUAUGAUAGGUGUUGCUCAUGCAUAAAACACGUUAUUUAGCCGUUUUUAUGUACUUUAGAUUACAGACGAGGGAGUGUACGAAUAUGAUGCCGGUUCAUUUGGUUCAAAAACUUGGUAAGCAGUCGUAAAACCACAUUUGUGUUUUUUAUAUCUUUAUUCCAGUUUUUCGCUUUUGAAAAUUGUUCCAUUUAAUGCGCCAACACUUAAAACUGGUUUCGAACGUCUAGGUGUCCGAGCAUAUGAACGAAACACGGUAGCAGCCAUUAUUUCUUUUUUAAAUGAGGCAUUUUCGGUUUAACGUCCUAUUCUUACAUGCGAAUCGAAAUUUCCAAAUAGUAAUUGCAUCCGCUGCAAGUGGUUACCAUGCUAGGUUCAAGUUUGGCUUGAUUGUAACAACUUUCACGUGCACACUUUUAGCCGCUAAGCAGGCCAGUUUGGGUUAGACUUAAUUCCAGUUUACAAGUCACCGUAUCAUCACACUUACAAUUUAGGCGCUAGCUGAAAGCUCAGUGACAUUUUUCAUCAAUGUUCUGCUGCUGUAUGAUGCAACUACAUGGGGCUCGACCAAUCGGUUGCCUCCUCUAUGUCCCUCAUGUGAUUUCUGGCAUGUAUUCUGGUUUUCCAGUCCCCAGAUAACAAUCUCGCCAGCAGUUUGUGUGCGAACUUGGAGGAACAUCUUUUCACAUUCGGCUCCAAAAUCUAAACCAACAUUUGAGCUGAGGGUUAUGUAAACGCCCGAGGCCAAUUCUACAAAUGAGAAAUAACAUUAGUAACGUAAUUUCAUAUGGCAAUCGCGUCGGCCAAACACCCUGAGAUGGGUUGCAGGAAGCAAUAGCGAGAAUUCCGGCUUAUCCGUGGGGUCUCUCAGCACACAUAGUGAGUUCUGUGGCGUCUAAACCAGCUCUUUCAAGACCAAGAUUAGACACUUUACAGGGAUUAAUGGGUAAACCAGGAGCAAAAUCCUUGUAAUUGUCGCGAUGUAGAUUUCGCAUCGAGUUUUGAAUUCUACCUAGUAACUAUGCCCGAAUUAUUCUACUUUUGGCUUUGAGGGUUUGCGCAUUACGCAGAUUAGGGAAUACGACGCGUGCUGAUCGUGUUUGGGUUACAAUCUGCAUUAGUUUUCGGCAUAAAAAGGGAACAACUUUAUUGCUUUAGGUUCUCAUGGACAACAGUUAAAAGGCAACACAGUUAAAGGUCAACCGUACUGCUUACUCUGCGAAAAUUGAUUUAAUAGUUAAUAAUCAAUGAUGAUCAUUUCCACUGCAGAGUUCGUUUUUAGGCCAUUUAUGAGAAUUAAAGUAAUGCCAUUUGGAUAAUUACCGUUUGUGGUUAUUUUAGAGCAUUCUGAUAUCUUAAUUAUUGACGAUUUUCCUAGGCACAUGAACCGUUUUUGCUGUAUAUAGGGAGUCCUUUCACCAUCUUAUUACAUCUGAGCCAAGCCUAAAGUUUGGAUGAAGUAAGCAUCAUAAAACGUUUAUUUUGAUGUUAUUCUUAACUGAAAUACGACACAAAAUAUUACCAUCCUUAUUCGGAAGUGGAUUUUCUUUUCCGAGUGACAGGCCGGUAUCCGCUACGUAACAUUAUUCGAAGUUAUUACAACUGUCUAUAUUGCCAAGUAGUUAAUCCCAUAAUUGGUGUAUUCCUUACCUACACUUUGUUUUAUUUAUAAUUUUUACGAAACUCAAGGCUUAGUAAAAGAUAUAUUCUGAAAAACAUGUAUUUCAUAUCAUGGAACCAGGCAACAAGGAAGUUAGAAUCUAACCGGUUGUCGUCGGCAAAUUUCAACAGAGUUGAGACAGUCUCGAGUAUUUACACGAUAAAGCGGACUUGGUGUGAGUGCUGUCGCACAGUAAACCUUUCCUGUCUAAAUAUCUUAUAAAAACAUAAGACUGGAGAUGCCGGUUAAAUCUAAGUGACAAAAUAUAAUAGGGGUGGCUAAUCCAGUUUGCUCUUAUUGAGAUUGCCUUGUGAGCUGACACUGUUGCAAGGGUUCUUAGCCUGGAAGAACGUUAUGGAUGAAGUCACCGUUUUAUUUGGCAACUUUUUCGAGGCGUUUUGGUCGUUUUCAUAGAUAGGAGAGAAUUUACUGGCUCCGAAAUCAAGUUUUUCUAAAAGUCCGAUUAACUAUGUUCUACGUCAGUGUUCUUUCCAUUCGGCAGAUCCGAUCAUAGUUACCUUAGUUUAUGCUAUUCUCUGCAGUAGAAUAACGUGCGUUUUCUCGACCUUCCGCCCCUAGUUUCAAGGUUACGGGUGGCCUUCAACGUCAGUUCCGGCUUACAACGCAGGUGUACGCGUUCGGAACCAAAAUGUGCGAAAGUCACCAGGUGAGCAUUCUCGAGUUAGAACACCAUUUGCUUUUUAUACAUCCGAACUCUGUGGGGCAUCAGCUGGUCCCGUAAAUUAUCUAAGGAUUCAAAUGAAUAAAACGGCAAUAAACCCAAUUUAACGGCGUAGCGAAUACCAAACCUGUCGUCUUCUGUGUCCAUUAGGUAACGCCGUGGAGUUGCUUGACGUAGUUCUAUAGACAAAUUCGAGCUCUGACGAUCAGGGAUAUUUCGUUGAAGGUAAAAUCGAUUCGGAAGCACGAAGACCAUCUAGAAAAAUAGAUCAACUUUGGUGUUAAGCGUCUGUUUAUAAGUAAACUCCGAAUGUAGGCAAUUAUGGACGGUAGAAACUAACCGUCAGGAUUCAUGGGGCUUCGGUGUGGAAUGCAGUAAAGUGGAGUUUCCGGAGCAGUUCUGACCGUUGAGGCGAGGAAACAAGGGCAUUUAUGGCAUAAACCCGCAGCAAUUCAUGCACCCUCCUUAAAUGGGAGAACGGUGGUGUUUCGGAGUACUAUGCGGAAGAUGAUCCUUUAUCAUUCAAGAAGACAUAGAAGAGAAGCCCAAAUUUAAGUUUUCGGAAGGCAUUUCAGAGGUAUUUUUGCGUAAGUGUACCGUAAAGCAAAUACUUAGUAGGGAUUUUCUUUGGCAGCCGAGAAAAUGCCCGCUAUUAUUAGAGUUUAGAUCCCCAGAAUGUAAUUUAUCACUUGAUUCUCAUGCAGUUUGAGAAAGGAAUGUCGAAUAGCCGGAAACCUGGAACUAAAUCAAAACUGUUCUUUCCGGAAUUAGGAACAUCAGGUAGUUCGUUGCAUUGUAGAUAUGAAAAGCCGAAAAUCCCUCAGUCCACAAGAAAAGGAUUGCUGAACAGCCACUUAGAGAUUCCUCAUUUGCCUGUUGUUAUAAAUGAUUAAAUCCACGUCUUUUGCUCAGAUUCGUGAUGAGGACGGUUUUUGCUUGAGACACGCACGUUUACGCCUAUUUUACGCAGGCGUGACCGACGGUUAGUAAUUAUGUCUUUUGCAGCAGAGAACGAAUUUGGCAGCCUUGCUUCAUUUGCAUCGCAUUGGAUGCGCGAGUAACUGAGUAGGCCAACCUGCGACUGAAAUAUAUGAUCACAGUAAGACAGGCUAGCGUUGGUGACAGUUGACCUCUGUGCCCUGACGGCGUUUGUGUUGCCUUGGCUAGUAAAUUGUCCAGCAAGGUCACUCGAGAUCGGAACGUAUGCUUACAACGAGUGUCAGGUAGGAAGGAGCCUCCUUCGUCAGCGUUGGUGUUCGGGAGGUAGGACAUGAGUUUGUGCUGUUGACGUUAGGGAGGAUGCCAAGGCUCUUCAAGAGGUGGAUCUGUGUCUUGACUGCAAGCAGACAAUCACGCAUGUUCGAAGACGUUGCAUGUCGGCAUCCUUGGCCUGCAAAACAUUAGUCCCACGGACAUACCACCUCUCCCAACCUUUCGCAGUGCAUCGGCUAUGAGGUUCGCUGUUUUGGUUUUUAUAGUAUACCUCCACACGCAUUGAUCCUGUUCCCCAGGAUUCUUUAUUGAUUCGGAAGCAUUGCAAUACUUCAGACGUUAUUCGUAUCAUCCUUCUGAUACUAUCACUACAUUAGGCACUCAUCGGUUGUCCACGUAACGUAACCGCUUUGCCUAUGUUAUUUCCACAUUUCUGACACUGAGCAUCUCAAACGAUUUCAAGGUCUGGAUGUGCAGGAUCUGUUUUUGCCAAUUCGUUUUGUCUAACCCUCGAAGAUGGUCUAGGUAGAAGCCACAUGUAAAUGACAGGAACUUAUAAGACAUGCUUUUGAAAAUGAAUACGGGUGAUACCGUUUUGCCCUGGAGCUAUAAUUUACUACCUGCUGAAAAAGGGAGGCCGGAGUUGUCGUUUCUAGGUCAGCAACCGUAUCCCAAAAACAGCGGGUAGGAUGAACUGAGCUAUGUACCCGUGUUCAGUCUGCCUCACGUAAAAAAUGAGUGACCACUGAUUGCUCGUUGCUAUGCGAUCACCCCUGAGAGCUCCAGGCAAGAGCCUCGAAAGAACAUUCAGAAUCUGUAUUCCUCUCCGCUACUAUUGCCCCAUAAAUUGACAAUAUCCAUGCAGAAGGUGAUUUUACAAAGUCAGGUUCGUACGUUAGUGACUGUGGUAACAUUAUGUGUUUGCGCGAGGUGAGUCCUCAAUGAAUAGUUUUAAAAUCUGCUAAUCUUCAUACUAAAUACUCACCACAGUUGACUAUUCUCUCAACUUAUUCCUAGAUGUCUUUGCAAACGACCUUAUCGGACGAUUGCACUCUCUUGAACUUUGAAGAACCUCGACUGAAUAGAUUUCAGGCGAAGUUUCUGAGACGUCUUCUCUCGCGUCUACCGCAUAACCGCGAUCCUCGUGUGCUGCGCAACAUAUAUACAGCACAGGUCUGACUUUACACCUUACCUUUGUUUCUUUCUUUAAGCUUAUAAAAGUAAUGAAUAAUUCGCUAGCUAUCAAGGGUGUUUUCUGAUGAUCGAAAGUUUCCUUUCCUCCGGAACGAUACGAAUAACGGGACUUCGGAAUGCAUGUAGGGUAGAUGAAUGCUACAAGAAUACUAAUGGCUUUUUGUCUGAGCCGACUGUUUUCUCACUCACUUACGGGCAGGAAUGACACUUCUUCAGCUCACAGCGAAGAAGACCAUCACAGUCCCCGAAGAGGACACAGGGUUAACUAGCAUGUAAAGGCAUUUUUAUAGUAAAGUCGGAUGAGCUCAGUCUGUCUCAUUCCCUUCCCUCACCCAAAAUUCUCCAACGGCAAGACAGAUACGAAAUGAUGGCAGAGGGGCGCAUGCAGAGUGACUGAAGCGGCUGAAGACAGAUCAAUGCUUACCGCAUACUUUUCGGAGCCUUGAUGCAUGUAACUAUUUGGAGUAAGGCCGCAAAGGGACUAAUUUUCAGUUAUGCCUACCAGCGACUUCUACCACUACCACGCUCGGCAGUGUUUCUAGGCAACCUUUUUUAGGUCGUGAAUUGACAAACUGAACCACGGGAACUGUUCGAGGGGUUCCAGUCAGGCUCUCCGCAUACCUUCUUCCUGUGUUGUAUCUCACAGAAGACUCCCAGAAAUCCUCAAUGCCAGACUUCACUAGGCGUGGAUAUGAAAAAUAACUGGGUAACAGUUGAAGGCAGUAAGGGCCUAAUCCACUCGACUGUUUCGGAUCUUACUGCCGUUUCCUCAGGGCAAACCAAUUUGAUCGAUAGCAGACUUUCCUUUUGUAGAUCUCCGAGAAUUGCCUUUUUAGACAAGAGCAUGCGGAAUUUGUCAGGUCGGACAGUUGUCCAAAAUAAGAAUGACGACGUAGUAACUAAUAUGCACUUGAUGCGUGCGUGACGGGAGCGUGAUCGAAAUGAGGAAGAAUAACAGCGCGCCGUUAGGACCCAUCGGGUUAUUGUGGAAGUGUCCACACCUGCCGUUAUCUUGACACACUAGUGAGUGCUGCCGUCUGUCAUGAAUAUUAUACUGACAUGACCACAUGUGCUAUUUAAAAAAACGGAUCACUGAUGGAGCACGGGGAAAUAAUACAGCCAGGAAUUUCCGCUUUAGUCAGCUUUUUUGGAAGAGACUUCUCUCAGAAAUGUUCACAUAUUCUGGUUGAUUGCAAUCUUUCUCCUCGGAGAGGAAAGAAGUUUAUGCUUUUGUAUCUACCCAUAGAACUACGUCUUUGACCUGUGCUUAUCACUUGCAAGGAAAGUCAAGAAAUCACUCAGGCCUAUUUCAGAUGUUUCCCAUUCUACCCUUGCCAAUAUUUAUGUUUGGCAACGAUUGAAAUCAAAUGCGCUGACAAUCGCACGAUUUUAGUUUCUUAAAAAAUAAAUGCUUUACCUCAGGAGGCUGUCCCUUCCAAUAACAAAUUUACCUGAUGGGUCCGAUACGUGAAAUAUGAUGUUUCCACGCGAUGACCUCAGCACACUCUUCACAAAUAUUAAGUUAAGAAUCGUCAUUUGCAGAGGAAACUUUUCCUAAAAAAAUUAUAUUUAAUGAACAGGUAGCAUACUUACAUUCGAAUACUCCCUGCGGGUGUCAAGUGCAAUCCAUAGCAUUGGCCAUCUCGAGUGAAACCGGGGUAACUCAAAAAUGCUGCUAUCAAACGAACGACUUUGCUUCAAUUCUGCGUUAACCUAGGUAUUGUAAGCUAACUGCGGUGGUCUAGUGAAUCUGGCUGCGACUGGAGUUUUUUUAUUUCAAUGAAUAUCCGGGUUGUUAAGUUUCCAUUAAUUUUGAAGACGCUGGUUUAGAAGUUCAAUCAUAUCACCAUUUCUAUAGCCAUAUCCAGUAAAAAUGCGAAUAUAACUUUCACAACAGCCAGGCGGCAUAUUCUGUGUCUUCUAUCGCAGACAAAUUGAUUAAGCUCUUUGCACCGAGUCUGACGUAAGGCGAUUAAAAAUUCAUGUGACGGCAAUGCUGACCUCUGGUAGGUCCAACUGGGCAUUGUGGUAUAUGUUGCGAGGAGUGCUCCUACUCAUACUAUAAACCGGGCAUGUAGAACGAAGUAAUUCUCUUUCUUGUGUUAGGUCCUUUAGAUGUUUGCCUCCACUCACCUAGGUAGCAUCAAUACAAGGCAUUUCUCUCCUAUUUCUGAAUGUCCAGUUUCUGACAGAUGAAAUCUCCGGAUGUACCCCCUUGGUCAUCGUCUACUUCUACUGCAGUUCAGAAAGUCUCUCUCGUUGA
Spirometra erinaceieuropaei is the source of this 40071-nucleotide messenger RNA. Lineage: Eukaryota; Metazoa; Platyhelminthes; Cestoda; Diphyllobothriidea; Diphyllobothriidae. The record is from the annotation of a GenBank genome assembly.